Messenger RNA from Lathyrus sativus (Indian pea), 216 nucleotides. Lineage: Eukaryota; Viridiplantae; Streptophyta; Magnoliopsida; Fabales; Fabaceae. The record is from the annotation of a GenBank genome assembly.
AUGGCCUCAGCCGGUGGAGCAGUGCCGUUUUGGCGAGCAGCAGGGAUGACAUACAUAACAUACUCCAACAUAUGCGCCAAUCUUGUCAGAAAUUGCCUCAAGGAACCUCACAAAACCGAAGCUAUCUCUCGCGAAAAGGUUCAUUUCUCUCUUUCCAAAUGGAUCGACGGAAAGCCUGAAAAACCUACUCUUCGUUCAGACACCCCAGAUCAGUGA